UUACUCCAGCACCGCUGCGAUAGAAGAAGAGGCGUCGCUUCCAAUUCCAAACACAGCGAUGACAGUUUCACCUCAACCUUGUCACAAAGUUGUCGAGUUUCAAUGUGCUAUGUGAAAGAACUUGCUGUGAAGAAGUCAACAGGACGAAGAAGCAGGUCCGGUCGGGAUGAACCUGGGCUCCAAGAGUAAGAAGCGGGUGGUUCUGUCGAGCCGACCCAACCCGCCCACCGUGGAGCAGAUCCUGGACGACAUCAGUGGCGCUGAUCCCGCUGACCCGCUCUUCAGCAUCCUGGAGCUGAGCGGACAAGACUCACAGCGCCCCUCACCAGACAGCGACGUGGAGCUGAAGUUCCAGCAGUGUCGUCGUUACCUGGAGUUGAACCAGCGACUGCAGAAGGCCCAGGAGCGGCUGCUGCAGCAGAGGGAUGAGCUGCGAGAGGCCGGCCAGCGGUUGGAGAAGGACGUGGACGAGGUCAAAGGGCGAGCACUCUGACCCUCGAUCCUAAACUCUUCUGGACAAAAGUGACCACUUCAGCUUGAAGAUGCACAUGAGGUGCAUCACGUGGUGUCAAGGUUCUUCUUCACGUGGACAGACCAUGUUGGAAUACCUCUCAUCACAGGGGGAAACCAACCACAUUAUCAAUGAUGUUUGUUUUAUGAAAUUUUGUAGCUUGUGAGUUAUAGCUGCUUAUCACCUCCCAACACAGAGGGCAUUUUCAUUAUGUGGCAGUCUGUUGUUUACACUCAUACACUUUGAUUACACAAUAAAACAAACUCAUAAAA
Synchiropus splendidus (mandarinfish) is the source of this 783-nucleotide messenger RNA. RefSeq names its product chromosome 1 C19orf25 homolog (gene c1h19orf25). The record is from RefSeq and is a predicted model, not a curated record. NCBI's taxonomy places the organism in Eukaryota, Metazoa, Chordata, Actinopteri, Syngnathiformes, Callionymidae. The coding region runs from base 167 to 493 and encodes 108 amino acids. The transcript is spliced from 3 exons.